This is a messenger RNA of Adineta steineri, 801 nucleotides long. The record is from the annotation of a GenBank genome assembly. NCBI's taxonomy places the organism in Eukaryota, Metazoa, Rotifera, Eurotatoria, Adinetida, Adinetidae.
AUGGAUAUAGAUAUAAAUCAAUGUGAACCAAUUAAUUAUUGUUCGAAUAUUGAUGAUUAUCGUCCAAUACAAUCAACAUUAUUAACACGUUUUGCAAUAGCAACAGAUUCUUCUGAAUUAUGGCGAACGACAAAUCAAGAUUAUGGAGCAUUUUAUUAUCGAAAAAUACCUGAAUAUUGUAUACCUGAUAAUUUAAAAGCUAAAAUACAUCGACGUCAUAAUCGUUUUCAAGAUUGGAUUUCUUGUCAAAAUGUAGUAUCAUCAUUAAAAACAAAUCCUUCUUCUUCUAAUAAUAAUCAAAUCAUUUUCCCAUCAAAUACAAAUCAAACUGUACGUAUAACACAUCGAAAAAAAUUUGUACCCAAAUAUAAUGAUGAUGAUGAUAAUAAUCAAAAUACUUUUUCACCAUGUGGUGAAGAUGGAUUAAUUACAGAAUAUAUUGUAAAAAAAAUACUUCAUAAAUUACAAUCUUUAAUCAAUCCCGGUGAAUAUUCUGAUGUUGUUGAAUGUGCACAAAUACUUGUUAGUGAAAUUCUAUGUCAAGAACCAUCAUUAUGUGCAAAUGAAAUAAUCGAUCGUGUUGUUACAAUUAUGAUUACUCCUCCGAAUCCAUGUACUUCGUCAUUACCAUUCAAUGAUAAUUGUCAGAUUAUAGAAAAACUUCCUUUAUCGACAACUAUAAGUGUUUCAGAACCAUCCAUUAAUUGUAAUCAAUCAAUAUCUUUAUCAAAUGUUUUCAAAAAACUAACUAAUCUUGAAGAUGCGAUAUCAAAAAUUUCCAAUAAUUGCAUUCAAGGAUAA